UGUGUAUUACCGGAAGAGAAUUCCAAAAGAUCAAAAAACAUUGAAAGAUGCGACGACGACCAGGAAUCGGAGGGCUACAAACGGCCGCGGCUGCUCGGGACCAGUACCGGUUAUUAGGAGAAAAUGUGGCCAAGUUACGGACUGAUAUGAUGAAAGAGCAGCUUGCCACGUUCCGGUCGCAGCUUGAAGAGUUUGCUCGUAAACACAAGAAUGACAUUCGUAAAAAUCCAGCCUUCAGAGCUCAAUUCCAUGAAAUGUGUGCUAAAAUUGGUGUGGAUCCAUUAGCUUCCAACAAGGGCUUCUGGGCUGAGCUCCUGGGAAUUGGUGACUUCUACUAUGAACUUGGAGUCCAGAUUAUUGAAGUUUGCAUGCUUACAAGGUCACAGAAUGGAGGUUUGAUCAGCUUGCAAGAGCUCUGUAACCAUCUUCGUCAGAGACGGAAAAAAGACCGUGAAGCUGUGACUGAAGAUGAUUGUCUUCGAGCUAUUAGCAAGCUAAAGGUAUUAGGUAGCGGAUUUGAGGUUAUCACAAUUGGCAAGAAAAGGUUUGUCCGUUCAGUCCCCACUGAGCUGAACAAAGACCAUAACCAAAUCUUGGAGUUGGCUCAGGGUCAAGGCUUUGUGACUGUGGAAGAGGUACAAAGACGGCUCUCGUGGACAUCUGGUCGGGUUAUAGAUACUCUCGAGACUUUGUUAGAAGAGGGCCUCGCAAUGAUCGACAAUGGCAAUAAAGACGGAAAAUGUCAGUAUUGGUUCCCCUGUGUUUCCUCUGUUUAUUCAUUCGCUGGGUCUGAUACUUGAACACUUAAGAAAAAACAAGUAAGCAUUUGAUGUUCUUGUGUUUUUGUUUUAUACUCGAUACACUUACUCAUUGUUGCAGAUAAAUUGCAAAAAUUCUUAUCAGUAUAUAUCAUAAAUCUUCUUGUACAUGUGUAUAUAUAAAUAAUUGUUUUUCAAACACCUGCAUAGAUCAACCUUGAUUAUGCUUGGUUGUUGGAGAUGAUCUCGGUUUCUUCCGUCCAGUCUGAGUUUGGGUCGCUCCAUGAUCUCGGUCUCACCCCGAGCUGCAAAUACAACACCAUUUCCAUUGCCUCAAAGACCUUAGUUUCAUCCAACACCUUGUUCCACGCACCACUCACUAUGCAGUAAUUGUUGUUAUACGGUGCUCGGUGAUGUUCCGCGUGCUGUCUCCGUGAAACAAGCAGCCCGAUGUCCUGCAACGCCACCACGAGAGGUGGAAGCUUGCUCUUGGUCCCAUGAGCCCAAGCAUGGAACUGCUGGCUAAACAUUAUGCAAAAUGCAAACGUGCUCACAAAGCCAUGAACCACAGGGUCACUAAACGCAAGGUCUAGUGGGAGAACUGUCAAGGUUAUGACCCGAGCUAGAGCGUGUAGAUUGUUGGCAAAUUGCCUUCUGGUGAUGAUCCAAGGCCACUUGUGGUGACCCUGAAACGCUUCGAUUUGGGUUCCGACAAUAGGCGUUGACUCAUCACCGUAGUUAUCGAUGGCCCAGUGGUACACUCCGGAGCCGAGAUCAGCUAAGACAUACCCUGCAUAACCGGCUAAAGCUGGUUCGAGCCAGAGAUGAGAACCAAACCCUCCAACAAUAGAUUUAGCUAAAGAAGCAAACAAGCUGGUGCAGCCUGCUGCAACCCAUAAGCGGUGGGACCAUGUCGAUUGCAGAGUUGGGUCGUUGGGCAGAGGAGGGUUCACGAAGCGAUUCUCAACCACAAGCUUCUCAAGGUUAGGCUGAGGCUUGGUGGUUGUUGUAGCAGAGCACGUGACACGAACAUGGAGAAGAGACGGGCGGUGGCUUCUUGGGAUGUUGUUGGAGAUGGGUCUUAGAGGGUACUUUUGAAGUGAUACAGCCAUUGGAAGAGAUUACAGGAGAAAGGCGUAAAAAAGUUCUAGUUUUUUUUUCAACCUAAAACCAACGAUAGAGGAAGAGAUUACGCUGAAGCUAUGUUGUGGUGUACGUCAGAGCUGCGUGGGACUAUUGUGAUCGCUAGCAUUAGCUAUGUAACUUAUAGAAAAAGUUUGAAAAUUGGACUCUUAGUUUUUAAAGUUACCAACUAAAACCCAACAUUUUAAAAGGUGCUAUUUGCCUCCCUCAGUUCACAACCAAGAUUGCUCUUCAAUCCGGAUUU
Messenger RNA from Thlaspi arvense, 2145 nucleotides. The record is from the annotation of a GenBank genome assembly. Lineage: Eukaryota; Viridiplantae; Streptophyta; Magnoliopsida; Brassicales; Brassicaceae.